Molecule: messenger RNA, 3095 nt
Organism: Lymnaea stagnalis (great pond snail)
Lineage: Eukaryota; Metazoa; Mollusca; Gastropoda; Lymnaeidae
Source: the annotation of a GenBank genome assembly
GUGAAGAGCUCCUGCCCAAAGAGGAUAUCCUGGUAAUUAAUUGUUUGCAUCUGUAAUGCUAUGUGUCCUUGCAUCCGCUUUUUUUUAAAUUUUAAUUUUUAAACUCUGUGUUGACAUAAUGUAAAAUUUAACACAACCAGUAUUCACUACUAAUUAUUUGUAAACUAAAUGGAAAAUCUAAAUGCAACACACACAAAAAUACUCAUGAGAUAUCCUUGAUAAGUCUUGAUAAGCAAAAAAAUAAAUAAAUAAAAGCAUUUUACACAGGAGGAAUUAAAUUCGUGCCAUACAAUGGGGAAUAUGUGCAGAAUAUUUAUUAGGGAUGAAACUUUUUUUUCUGUGGGAACUGAUUAUCAGUGCCAUAUUUUUAAUUGUAUUAAUAGGCAAUUGCAUUUUAUUUAAAAAUCUUAUUUUUUUGUUGUAAUUACAAAAGGUUUUUUGUAAUUACUUACAAUAUUUAUGCUUUUAUUUAGAUAUUUUUUUUAACCUACAUUCUUAUAAUUUGUUUUAAUUUUUGCACAAAUUUGUACAAAAGAAAUUUGUUUGACUGAAGUUAAUUCGAUUGUAAAUUUUUUGACAGAAGUUUCUUUCAACUGAAGUUUCUUCUAAAUUUUUUGCAUAAAUUUUAGACGAAAUGGGAAAAAUAUUUGCACAAUAAAAGAAUCAGACCCAAAGGUGCAUUACCGCUAAGACCAACCUGGAAUAUUGUAUAAAAGGAAUUUGUUCGAACUUCAGUUUUUUCAAAAUGAAUUUUCCCAUUUUUCCCUUUAAAAUUAUUUUAAAAUAAUUGAAUAAAUCUCUGCUUAACAAUUUCAAUUUUUUAACAAACUUCAGUCUAACAAUUUUCCAUUAAAUAAAAUUUCUUUUGUACAAAUUUCCUUCAUCUUUGAGCCUGAUUUUAUUAUUCUGCAAAUAUUUCUCCCAUUUGCUCUAUAUUUAUGAAAAUUACCAUCGGACUAGGACCUCUAAACAGGCUUUUUUUAUAUAUGACUACAUUGAUUUGAAAACCUAAAUUUCACUAUGUUGCAGUCAUAAACCAGUUAAAUGCCACCUCAACAUGAUUUUUUUUUUAAUAAUAAAAAUCCAACAAAUUAUAAUCAAUUUCAAAAUCAACUUUUGGAUUUUUAUCAUCUGUGAAGAUCCUUAACUAAUUAUGAAAAUUUAUUUCAGUUACUUUAUGCCCAAAUUGAUAAUAUUGCCUGGCCUAAACAAGCAGAGGAUGCCAAGAUUGAGAUUCUCCCAGAUGGCAGUCGGAGAAUCACUUCACUUGAUGAAUAUGCCAGUUUAGUCAUCUCCCCUCAUGGCCAAGAUUUUACUGUCUGCUAUUUGUCCAAAACUAGUUCAGAGGUAAGAAAGAACAGAGAAACAAUGUCAAUUGCAACCAAUUUCCAAAACUCUUCUUCAAGUACCCUUUUAUCCACUGAUGAAACUGGACGGAAGCAAAGAGAAGCCUGCAGCAGAGUCAGUGUUGUCCGACCUGCUGAGGCAGUUGUACACCCCUUUAAAGUUGCACCUGUUUCGACUCCAUAUGACCCAGUUUUUAUUUCAAAAGUUCAUGCUGAAAUGCAAGAUCUGCAAAUUGGGAGCACACUUAAAAGUGACCCUGACAAAAGUAAAGAUUGUGACAUCAAAAUUCUGCAUCAAAAUACAUUAUGCAAUAAAGCUAAUAUAAGCAGCAAAAAUACUGUGGUGCCACCUGGAUGCACCAAUGAAGUAUCUGAAAUACUGUCAGAAAUUCAUGCACAUUUACCUGACUUUUCACCACAUGUCAGAACUUGUCAUCAAAGCUCUAACAAGGUUUCCAAUGAACACCUGGAAAUUGAUUCAUCCAUCCAGGCAUAUCGACACAGACCACUUGUUCCAUUUCCCAUUAAUUCACCCAAUGCACACGAGCUUUCCAGCAUCAGCAGGUCAUCAACACCCGAUGGACUUCGAACAACCAUUGACACAGACACAACACUGAUGCAUGACAACACAGAAAACUCUCAUGGUCAUCCAACGGCCUUCAGGCUGAAACACAGCCCUCCUGCACACUACACAUCGAGCCCCAAUGAAAACUUUGGUUGUCAGAAACCCAAAAAGAAAAACAAAUCAGUUGAUAAGAAUGAAGAGUCCCUGAGUGGCUCGUUUCUUGGCAAUCAGAAGGAGACCACCCCAAGCAAUGAAGCUCUGCGCUCACCAAACCGGUGUAAUGAGUUAGGAAUUAAGAGCUUAAUGAACACUUCUUCCCAAAGUAAUAGCUCUGGUACCAUUUCAGCAGACAGUUUAGAGGUUCAGCGUACCAUCUUUGAGAAUCCACAACAGCUUAAAAAUAAAGCACCAAAAAAUAGAAAUGGUGAACUUGCUGACAUUAUUUCCCCCCUUGGCCCAUCGAAGCUUGAUUUUGACUCUAAUGAGCCAGCAGACUGGUCAGAAGUAGGAAAAUUAAAAGUGGAGAUGAAAAGUGCCAGCCAAGGCUAUUUAACAUCUAAUAUCCAAGAGGGAUGUGCUGUUGUCAUCCCUGGGAGGGAUCAGGUAGAAGAAGAGAGCCAGUCAAGGAGGCAUUACAUCUGGACAACUAAACAUGCCUCAAGGAAUGACUGUCCUAAAGAGUGGACACUUCCUCUGAGGAUAGCCCUUGAGGCAAAAAACCUGAUAAGUAAGUUGCAAAAUUGAUUUUAAAGGUUGAAUAAUGUUGUUUAAAUUACUAGAAUAAAUUUGAGGAGUCCAUUUACAGGUGACUGAAGUUUCCAUGAGGGAUGUGUCAAUAUUAUUAUUACCUACGCAAUAUACCUGGAAAUAGCAUUUAUACUGCUGACUUAGAUAACUUAUACAUAGAUUCAUUGAUUUGUUGAAGUGCAGAGAUAGUUCACUAGUCAUACUUUUUGUUAUCAUAUGAGUUUUUGUUUUUUUUUAAUGCUUGAUGAAUGCUCCAGAUAAGCCCAAAUUGUUUUUCCCCAUUGAAAAUUUAAUUUUUUUAAAAAGAUUAUUCCUAGUUAACUAAUUUUUUUUUUGUAUAGCUGAGGACAGCAUUUCAUCUCAACCAACUUUGAAAAGACUGCAGACAGCUGGAACCACAUGGAAGGCGUCCAGCAAAAAUUGCAAUUUAACUCCUG